This is a messenger RNA of Belonocnema kinseyi, 1896 nucleotides long. RefSeq lists its product as uncharacterized. Gene Ontology annotation, biological process: regulation of Toll signaling pathway; central nervous system formation; innate immune response. Gene Ontology annotation, molecular function: Toll binding; growth factor activity. The record is from RefSeq and is a predicted model, not a curated record. NCBI's taxonomy places the organism in Eukaryota, Metazoa, Arthropoda, Insecta, Hymenoptera, Cynipidae. The transcript is spliced from 7 exons. Gene Ontology annotation, cellular component: extracellular region. Bases 422 to 1423 code for a protein of 333 amino acids.
CAAUACUUCAAGUGAUUAACAUAAAUGUCCAAAGGCCCCAGGUCAAUCAGGUUCGGUCUGUCGAACGGGUAAGAUCGUAGCUGGAAUCAGUUGAAACCUAUGGCGAGGAGAGCACCGGUUCUUAAAAAGCCGGUUCGGGAACGGAAAAAGAUAGGAAAGUUAGUCAAUGAGAGUGUGUAUCAAUAGACAAGAGUUGCGUCCGGUUUAUCAAGUGAUAAAAAGAGUGUGAGUGCUACGUGGUACAGUUAUCAUAUUCAGUUGGAUGCUGGAUGUAGACUAAUCCUGGACAGAUGGAUUUUUCCUGCUCUCGAUUCUUCAUUUAUUUGGAUAUACUUCUUCACCUUGCCAGACAAGAGAGUGAAUAUUUUGAGGAUCCUGGAAGGAUUGCAAACUGACGGAAGGGACAAGUGCAAAUUUUGAAAUGGCAGUUUAUUGCUUUCGGAGACCUUUGCUUUCGGUCCUGUUUAUUCUCGCGAUAAUGCAAGGAAUUUCAAGUCAUCCUCACAGAUUUCUUACAGCAAGCGAUGAUUUCGAAUACGGAAAUCGUGAAGCACCAUCUGGAUCUCAAAUUUGGAGCACGGAUGGAGAUUCACAGAAUCAGGAAAGGCCUUUUAAUAACAAUAAACGACCAGCAGUUGAUCAGCACGUGGAUCUAAAACCAGAGGGGAAAAUUGUUUCUUCAUCGACUUAUUUAAAUUCUGGGUACGCUUCCUCUAAUUCGAAAUUUUCAACUACUCAGAAAUCUAAUUUGGACUGGGAUCUGCAAGACAGAAGGGUUUUGGACCGAGAUAAACGACCAGCGCUUAAUCGCGGCACGACUCAAGAUUCAGACUCAAGAAUUGUUUUUCCAUCAGAUGUAGACAAUCAUCAUAAUUCGAAAAAAGUCUCAACAGUGCCUGUUUGCCAGGGUACGACUUUUUGCGAAAAUGCCCCAUAUUACCCAGACGAUUUGCUCAAUAAUGUAAUCAAUCAGGCUGAUGAGUUCAAAUAUCUUUCUGGAGUUGAUGUGAUAUCUAAUGUCGUGCAAAGAAUAGAUAUUUCUGACGAUUCACCACUUUGUGUUGCAAAUGAACAAGUCGUUUAUCCCCAAUCAGCAGAAAACAAGAAGAAAGAAUGGCUUUUCGUAGUGAAUCAUCGAAACUUUACGCAAGGAGUAAAAAUAGAAUCCUGCAGCGAAUUGGAGGGAGAAUGCAACUACAGUUAUAUUUUUCCUGAGGGUUAUAAAACGACUUGUAAGCAGAAAUAUAUUUAUCGCCAAUUGGCGGCAAUUUCACCCUCUGGUAAGAUCAAACCGGACUCGUUUCGAUUUCCGUCGAGUUGCUGCUGCCACGUUAAAUUUAUAGGAAAUCCACUUCUUCGGAUGGGAGUCUUAUUACCCAAGGCAAAUGUCACCCCAGUCCCGAAAAAAACGGAAAAAAAAUAAUUUUUUGUAUUUACAAAGACUAUUUUUAUUCAUCGCGAGCAAUAUUGAAAAAGCUCUAGUCGACUGGUAUGAAGGGGGCACUUGCUUACAGUGGAUAAUUCAGCCUACAGUGAAUAAUCUUUAAUUUAAAGCUGAACAAUACGAGAAAUAAUUAUUUCACAAUUUAAUUUAUUAACACCUAUCGGUGUCUCAACUAUUGAUAAAAUUAUAUCAAUUUUUUAUCUACAUUAGUAUGUUUAAUUAAUCAUUAUCCGCUGUAGGGAGGUUUCCUUUAAUCUAAAUUUUUUAUAUAUGGUUUAUUAUAUAAUAAAAAAAUAAGAUCGGUUUUGCUAAUUUUGAGAAAAGAUUGUAAAAUGUUGGUGCAAUGGUUUUGGCUUUCGGGUCCCAAAAAAUUGAAGUAAAUUAGUUAAUAAUUGAGCCAAUAGUUUCGGCACACAAUGGUGGCCCCAUAAUGUUGUAAAUAUUUUUAUAAA